Racocetra persica is the source of this 771-nucleotide messenger RNA. The record is from the annotation of a GenBank genome assembly. NCBI's taxonomy places the organism in Eukaryota, Fungi, Glomeromycota, Glomeromycetes, Diversisporales, Gigasporaceae.
AUGACAAAGUCCACAGUACGAUUUGAAGGGUUCGCUCAUUUAUGCUUCUUUCCAAGCCCCAGUUCAAUUAAUUGCGAGAAUAAUAAUAAGGCUCCAAGUAAUUCUACUUCUAAUGUAGCUGCGGAAAAUACUCAAACCCUAGAGAAUAACUCUACAGAAAAUAGCUCACAUCGAGCUAAAUGUUCUCAAAAUCUAUCGUCGAACCUUCAUGAAAAGACACCUAUAUCACCAUUAUACUUCAAAGGACAUAUGAUCUUUGAAAAAAUGUCAGUGCAUUUUGCUUUAAGAGGUAUUCCCUCGGCUACUGCGCCACCAGAUACAUAUGAUCAUGGAUGUCUACAUGACAAACCAAUAUAUUAUGAUGUUUCUGUUCAGGAUCACGAUGCAAAGCAGGAAUGGGAAUUUAAAUGGGUCAGAUGGUGGGGAGGUGAUGCUGGUUGGAUGAGUUCAGACCCGAGGUGUCGUGUUACCGGUGAAAGAACUGUGUCUGAGCAGGAAUCUGCCGCUGAAGAGCAAUUCAUCUGGUUUGGCACAAAUUUGAUAAAAGGCAAUGAAGAAGCUCAAAAGCACGCGAAAAAAUAUUUGAAUAUGAAAGUUGAUGAAGAGGAAAUUGAUGUUUCUCAUGUUUGUAUAGGUGAGAUGAGACUCAUUGUUGAAUCUGACAAGGUUGAAGAUAACUUUGAAUUGUUUGAUGAUGAGAAUGGAUCUGUGUGUAAUUAUGAAGCUCUGGGCGAUUUGAAUGAGACGGAUGACGAAGAAAGCGAAGACUAG